AUGGGAAAUAAAAAAAAUCAAAAAACCAAACAAUCAUGUUUGAAGAAGAAAAACAUCGCGAAGAAAAUAUGUUCAAAAAUCACUCGAAGUGAGAAGGGCUUAUUUCUACGAACAAAAAGCACAGAAGAACAACAGCCGUGUGACGAUACCUCUAACAGGACUCGCGUAUCUUUUAUAACAUUAGAGCCUGUUGAUAUGCCACCUUCUGCAACUAAGUCGUCGAUACCGUCAACUGUUGUACACUUACAAGAUGUUCCUAACGCUACGUUAUCUGCGCCAGAACCAGUUGUUGAUUCUGAAGCCAACAUAGAACCUGAUGAAAACAAUGAUGGGUUAAUUAUUGAAAAGGACAACAAAGAAGAUAAUUUCCAACCCAUAUCAGGACGAAGGAUAAUUGAUAUCAAUUACUUUUUGCAAGAAUUUCAAGAGAAAGCACGCCCCAAUAACUUAUUUAAUUGUCAAUCAAGUAAUUUGCGCUUAGUUGGUGAAAGAAGAAAUGGACUUAUAUCGAUCUUUAAAUUUGAGUGCAUGUAA
Messenger RNA from Arctia plantaginis, 534 nucleotides. NCBI's taxonomy places the organism in Eukaryota, Metazoa, Arthropoda, Insecta, Lepidoptera, Erebidae. The record is from the annotation of a GenBank genome assembly.